Hemiscyllium ocellatum (epaulette shark) is the source of this 5360-nucleotide messenger RNA. It is a transcript of the gene col22a1, whose product is annotated as collagen, type XXII, alpha 1. Lineage: Eukaryota; Metazoa; Chordata; Chondrichthyes; Orectolobiformes; Hemiscylliidae. The record is from RefSeq and is a predicted model, not a curated record. The transcript has 64 exons. The coding region runs from base 101 to 4882 and encodes 1593 amino acids.
GUUGGAUUCUUGGAUCCUGAGGGGAGAAAUGUCACUCUAAAAUCCUGAAUGUAUAGUUGUCAGGGUUUAAUGUCCUUCUAUCUCUUCCCUGCGAAAAGGAAUGGUCCUUCGAGCAAUGUCUCAAGUUUCUGUUAUUAUCAUAAUUCUCUUGUUAUGGACUGGAGAAGAAACAAAUGCACAGAGAGCAGGCUGCAAGAAUGUCCACUAUGACCUGGUCUUUCUGCUGGAUACGUCCUACAGCGUGGGCAAGGAGAACUUUGAAAAAGUCAGGCAGUGGGUGGCCAACUUGGCGGGGACGUUUGAUAUUGGUCCAGACAAGACGAGAGUAGGGGUCGUAAGCUACAGUGACAAGCCUCACACAGAGUUCAACUUAGGCACUUACCAGAACAUAGAAAAUAUCAAGCAGGCUGCAGCGGGCAUCAGGUAUCGCCGAGGGAAUACUGUGACCGGAGAGGCCAUUGGCUAUGUCACCUUGAAUAGCUUCUCCCAGCAAGCUGGUGGGAGACCCAAUGAUCCAAACAUUCAGAAAGUAGUCAUUCUUUUGACAGAUGGCAGAAGUCAGGAUGAAGUGUUGCCCAAUGCCACAUUGGCUCACUCUACUGGCAUCAGGCUGUUUGCUGUGGGUGUUGGUGAUGCCCUUAAAGAAGAACUGGAGGAGAUUGCCUCAGAACCCAAAUCAGCUCACAUGUUCCACGUUACUGACUUCAAUGCCAUCGAUAAGAUCCGAGGAGUGUUGCGACAAAGACUGUGUCAAAAUGUACUAUGCCCAAAUCUAAGAUUGGAAGGCAGUCAGUACAAGUUACAAAAUAAAGCUUCAGCUAACAUCCCAGGUUUUGAUCUAAUGGAACAGUUUCAUGUGAAAAGUAUUGUUGGAACGAAAGAUGGAGGAUUUGUCCGCCUUGGAACAAUGCCCAUCGUUCAGAUGACCAAAGACGUGUUUCCUCAAGGUCUGCCUGAUGAAUAUGCUUUUGUUGCCACAUUCAAAUUCCGAAAAACUUCACGAAGAGAAGACUGGUACAUCUGGCAAAUUAUUGACAAAUAUGGGAUUCCACAGGUUUCCAUCCGAUUAGAUGGUGAGAACAAAGCUGUGGAGUACAAUGCGGUUGGACUGAGGACAGAUGCUGUGAGGACCGUUUUCAGAAACAAAGAAGUCAGCAGCUUAUUUGACCGCAAUUGGCACAAGCUGGCCCUCAGUAUUAAGUCAAGCAGUGUCUCUCUCUACAUCGACUGCAAACUGAUUGAAACGCUGCCAAUGGAAGAACGGGAGAACAUCAACAUUCGAGGGAAAACCGUGAUUGGCAAACGUCUGUAUGAUAGUGUCCCAAUUGAUUUUGACCUUCAACGGAUUGUCAUAUAUUGUGAUGCCAAGGAUGCAGAACUGGAGACCUGCUGUGAUCUUCCCAGCAACCCGUGUCAGAUUACUCUUGCCACACAACAUCCUCAUUUGGAGAUCUUAACAACACCACAACCACCUGCUGAAGUUGACAGCACAAAGACCAUUAACUGUUCCUGUCUUAAGGGAGAAAAGGGUGAUCGUGGUCUACCUGGUUUUGGACACAGAGGUCCAAAGGGUGAACCAGGCCAAGUAGGAGCUGAUGGUCCCAAAGGACAAAAAGGAGAACCUGGUAUAAUAGGCUAUGAUUCAUGGGAGAAAGGUGAAAAGGGAAUAAUUAUUGGUUUUCCUGGCCUACCUGAUGUGGAAAGAGCCAAGGGCGAAAAGGGUGAUCCAGGUCCACGUGGACAGAUAGGACCAAUAGGCCUGAAAGGAGAAAAGGGAGACCAGGGUUAUCCAGGAGAACAGGGUUUUCGAGGCAUCGCUGGACCACCUGGUAUUAAAGGUGAAGAGGGUCAGAGAGGGUCCCCUGGAGAAAAGGGAGAACGCGGCUUUGAUGGAUUUCCUGGAAAAGCAGGCCUUCCUGGUGAAGUGGGGGCAACUGGUAGUCCAGGAAUUCCGGGUACUUCUGGAGCAAAAGGAGAAAAAGGAGAAGCUGGACCUCCAGGUUACCCAGGCAGUGUGGUAGAACUUGAUGGUUUGAAAGGAGAACCAGGUCAGCCAGGACUUCGUGGACAUCCGGGCUUGCCAGGUCCUCCAGGGCCUUUGGGUCGUCCUGGUUUGGAUGGCAGUGCUGGAAAACCUGGAUUACAAGGCCAAAGGGGAAGGAAGGGUGAUCGGGGACUGCCUGGUUUGCAGGGAAUCGCUGGACCUCCGGGUCCUAAAGGAGAUCCUGGUGCUCCCGGACUGACAGGGCGGCCUGGAGAACAGGGACUGCCAGGUGAAAUUGGCUUUCCAGGAAAGCCAGGUCCAAUUGGAAAACCGGGUCCACCUGGGAUAGAUGGUAAAAAUGGCUUCCCUGGACCUCCUGGAGUCAAGGGAGAAGCUGGAGAUCAUGGGCUAGAUGGCAUCCCUGGAAAGCCUGGUGAAAUGGGAGAAAGCGGGAUACCAGGUAUGACAGGGCCCAGUGGACCAAAGGGAGAAACUGGUCUUCCUGGACAACCGGGACUACCAGGUCCGAAGGGAAUGAACGGAGAGCAGGGAGAACCAGGGAGACAAGGUUUGGUUGGUCCAAAAUCAGAAAAGGGUGAGAAAGGUGACAAGGGAUCUACCGGACUUCCCGGUUCUCCAGGCCUACCGGGGACGUCAACUGAAGGUUUUCCUGUGCCUGGGAUACCGGGUUUGGAUGGUGAGAAAGGGGAGAAGGGGAGCCCAGGAGAACCAGGAGAACCUGGUUCCCAUGGAACACCAGGAACAACUGGAGCACAAGGACCUCCAGGUCCAAAGGGUCAGCAGGGUGAUCAAGGGCGGUCUGGAAUCUCUGGAGUAAAAGGUGAAAUGGGUAUUCCUGGAAGACCAGGGCCACCAGGACCACAUGGUGUGCCAGGAAAUGUAGGAGUUCCAGGAGUUGCUGGCUCUCCAGGCAAGAAUGGUCCUCCAGGUGAGAAGGGAAUGCCUGGUGCUGAUGGUGAACCAGGAUCUCCCGGAAUUCCAGGACCACCUGGAGUCCCUGGAUUAUCUGGAGAAGGCAAAACUGGGAAACCGGGACAACCUGGUAUACCCGGCUCAGUGGGGCCACAAGGACCAAAGGGUGACCCAGGAGAACCUGGUUUACCAGGGUUACCAGGAGACCGAGGCCUUCCAGGUGAAGGAAACCCAGGACCACCGGGUGCUGCUGGACAACCGGGAGAUAGAGGCCAUCCGGGUCCACGAGGUUCACCUGGAACUCCAGGCCAACCUGGAAGUGAUGGGUUACCAGGGCCUAGAGGAGAUCCAGGACCUCCAGGAGAACCUGCAUCAUUACCUCUUAUUUCAAGGGGACAAAUAGAAUACAUGGUUCAGGAUUUGUGCACGAGUUGCCCAGCUGGUCCACCAGGACUUCAAGGACUACCAGGUUUGAAAGGAAGCAAAGGACAUGCAGGCCCCCGGGGGAAAGAUGGAAAAGAUGGUCUGAUGGGUGAACCAGGACCAUCAGGGCCACCUGGACCACAAGGGCCAGCAGGAAUGAUGGGCAGUAAAGGAGAUCGGGGUUUGCCUGGUUCAUCUGGUGAAAAGGGCGAGCAGGGUAGUCCAGGACUGCCUGGUUAUCCUGGACCUCCUGGAACUGUUGGCCAACCUGGAGCUGAUGGCAUUCCGGGAUCUCCUGGUGCCCCAGGGCUGCGAGGAGAGAAGGGAAAGGAAGGUGCUCGAGGAAGUCAGGGACCUACUGGACCAAUUGGGCCACCUGGUCUUCCUGGCAAAGAUGGAAAGGACGGGAAACCUGGACCUGCAGGGGAACCAGGCCGGCAGGGAAACCCUGGGCCUCCUGGCAGGAGUGGCCUCCGAGGAAUGCCUGGUUUCAAAGGCUCUAAAGGUGCUCCUGGUUCAACUGGUCCGAGAGGGGAAACAGGAAUGGCUGGGUCACCAGGUCAGCCAGGCUCACCUGGGAAAGACGGUGAACAAGGACCUCCGGCACCUCAGGGUCCUCCUGGUUUAAGAGGUGUUCAGGGUAAAAGUGGUCCUCCUGGUCCUGAAGGAAAACCUGGUCCUCCAGGUGCUGAGGGACCAAAGGGUUCUAAAGGAUCAAGUGGUGACCCAGGGUUUCCAGGGCCCCAAGGACAACCAGGAACACCGGGACAGCAAGGAGAGCCAGGAUUCACGGGAAAAACAGGAUCUCCAGGCAAAUCAGGUGAUCGGGGGUCCAAAGGAGAAAGAGGUGACCCAGGUACCAAAGGUGAAAAAGGAAUCCAGGGGGACAAAGGACGACCAGGUGAUCCGGGUCCUCCAGGUAUAAAAGGACACACUGGGAUAAUGGGUCCUGUGGGACCUCCAGGAGAAAGAGGCCCAGUUGGGUUACCAGGCCAAUCAGGUCCUCCUGGAAUACCUGGAGAAAGGGGUGAGCCUCCAUCUUCUGAGGUCCUAAGGAGACUUAUAAGGGAAGAGCUGUCAAAGCAGCUCGAUGUGCGGCUGUCCUAUCUCAUGUCUCAGUUUCCACCAACUUCCAUUAAAGCACCACCUGGGAAGCCAGGGCCACCAGGUCCACCAGGAACUGAUGGAUUUCCCGGGAGGCCUGGUGUCCCUGGAGAACCUGGGUCACCUGGACAACCUGGCUCUGAAGGACCCAGUGGGCCAAUUGGUCCAAAAGGUGAUAGAGGUUCAAAGGGUGAAAAAGGAGAGACGGGUAUUGGACAGCGGGGUGAUCCUGGUACCCCAGGCCCUGCCGGUAUCCCUGGAACACCUGGCUAUGGGAAAGAUGGAGUUCCUGGUACUCCAGGGCCACCAGGAGAGUCUGGUCUACCUGGAAUGAUAGGUCCUCAAGGACCCCCUGGUCAGAAUGGAAUCUGUGAUCUGGCUCAGUGUGCUUAUUAUGCAAGUAUGGCCAGCCGACCAGCUAACCAGAAAGGACCUUGAGCCAAGUCAAAGAAAUUUUUGAAGAGAUGAAGGAUGCAGAUACCGUUUAAGACAAACAUAAAAAUAUACCGACAGCAGCCUGUACAGUGAUCACUCCAAGCGCACUUGUGACCAGCUAAAUGUGUUCUGAUGCGAGAUCCUGCCCUCUCCUAAAAAAUCAGGAGAAGCUACAGUAUCCCAUCCAUUAAACACACACACAGGUCCCUUCUGCAAAUCCAUACCAGCAUCUGAUUGUAACUGAACUUGGUGAUUUUAAAACUUCCUAACUGUACAUAUUUUCAAAAUCUGCAGUAAGUUUCCUGUAUAGUUGUACCUCAACUAUAGUACAAUCCAGUGUGGCAUGUGUGAAAUGCAAUUUACAUACACUAGAUUAUUUAGUUAUUGACAGAUUUCAGUGUUGUGAAUAUAUAUAUAAAGUAAAAUUAAAGGCAAAAUGCUGAUUUCCCCAGGCUUAAUUUAAAAGGAAAUACCUCUUCUA